Molecule: messenger RNA, 1950 nt
Organism: Drosophila erecta
Lineage: Eukaryota; Metazoa; Arthropoda; Insecta; Diptera; Drosophilidae
Gene: su(f)
Product: protein suppressor of forked
Exons: 7
Biological process (GO): mRNA 3'-end processing
Cellular component (GO): nucleus
Molecular function (GO): mRNA binding; protein binding
Source: RefSeq, a predicted model, not a curated record
GUGGUUUAAUACAUCUCAGGCUUGGGUUUCUUAUUAUAAUGCCACAUUAUUACCUAUUGAGCAAAAAAUAAGUACCGUUUAGUUUGUCAAUUUGUCUAUCUAGUUUGUCCAUUUCUCUCGUUAACAACAUUUAUUUGUUAUCAGUGUAUACUCGUUGACCGCUUACAACACGUACUACAUACAAGUGUCAGGGAAUCUUGCCAGUUUUAUGAUCAGGCCCGCGAUGUGAUUGGCGAUGACACUAUCGCAGUUUCAUGCAAUCAAUCGUCGAUAUCGAAGCCGCAUUGCAAGUUCUGAAAGAAUUGGGAAUAAUUAAUCGGUCUCCAAGCGUUGCUUCAGGUGAUUGCGUAGCGAAUCCACCAGCAGGAAGUCCACCGGAAGAAAGGGACAUAUCCGGGCCAAGGAGCAGCGCAAGCAGGACACAAGCAAAAAGGGUGAAAGAGCGGAGGCAAAUUGUCAGAAAAUUACAACAACAAUUAGCAAAGACAGGAAGCAACAGCAAUGUCUUCGGCCAGGGACCUUAUCAAGAUCGACAUAGAAUGGGGCAUGGAGCGCCUGGUGCGGGCCCAGCAAGUGGUGGAGCUGCGUCCCUAUGACAUCGAGUCCUGGAGCGUCAUGAUCCGCGAGGCCCAAACGCGUCCAAUUCACGAAGUGCGCAGCCUAUACGAGUCGCUAGUUAAUGUGUUCCCGACAACCGCCCGGUACUGGAAGCUAUACAUUGAGAUGGAAAUGCGCAGCCGGUACUACGAACGCGUGGAGAAACUUUUCCAGCGCUGCCUAGUCAAGAUUUUGAACAUCGACCUCUGGAAGCUCUAUCUUACCUACGUGAAGGAAACCAAGUCGGGCCUCAGCACUCACAAAGAAAAAAUGGCCCAGGCUUAUGAUUUUGCUCUUGAAAAAAUUGGCAUGGAUCUACACUCGUUCAGCAUCUGGCAGGAUUACAUAUAUUUUCUGCGUGGCGUUGAAGCAGUGGGUAACUAUGCUGAGAACCAGAAGAUCACAGCAGUACGCCGCGUCUAUCAAAAGGCGGUAGUCACACCCAUCGUGGGCAUCGAGCAGUUGUGGAAGGACUAUAUCGCCUUCGAGCAAAAUAUAAACCCUAUAAUAUCGGAGAAGAUGAGUCUGGAACGAUCUAAGGAUUACAUGAACGCCCGCCGCGUUGCCAAAGAGUUGGAAUACCACACAAAGGGUCUCAAUCGCAACCUUCCAGCCGUCCCGCCCACAGUCACAAAGGAGGAGGUGAAGCAAGUGGAGCUGUGGAAGCGCUUUAUAACGUACGAGAAGUCGAAUCCGUUGCGCACUGAAGACACGGCCCUAGUCACCCGUCGCGUCAUGUUCGCCACGGAGCAAUGUUUGCUGGUGCUCACCCACCAUCCGGCAGUGUGGCACCAGGCCUCCCAAUUCCUGGACACCAGUGCUCGUGUGCUCACCGAGAAAGGCGACGUCCAGGCGGCCAAGAUUUUUGCGGACGAGUGCGCUAAUAUACUCGAACGGUCUAUAAACGGCGUGCUAAACCGGAAUGCGUUGCUAUAUUUUGCCUAUGCGGAUUUUGAAGAAGGGAGGCUGAAGUACGAAAAGGUGCACUCCAUGUACAACAAGCUGUUGCAAUUGCCAGACAUUGAUCCCACAUUGGUCUAUGUUCAGUACAUGAAGUUCGCCCGUCGUGCUGAGGGGAUCAAGUCAGCCCGUAGCAUUUUUAAAAAAGCACGGGAGGACGUACGGUCGCGCUAUCACAUUUUCGUGGCCGCUGCUCUGAUGGAGUACUAUUGCUCCAAGGACAAGGAAAUCGCGUUCCGCAUCUUCGAGCUGGGAUUGAAGCGUUUUGGUGGCAGUCCAGAGUACGUGAUGUGCUACAUUGACUACCUGUCUCAUCUGAACGAGGACAAUAAUACGCGGGUCCUGUUCGAACGGGUACUUAGUUCAGGCGGUUUGUCGCCGCACAAGAGUGUU